This is a messenger RNA of Cydia amplana, 2481 nucleotides long. It is a transcript of the gene shep, whose product is annotated as protein alan shepard. Gene Ontology annotation, molecular function: poly(U) RNA binding; mRNA 3'-UTR binding; poly(A) binding. Gene Ontology annotation, cellular component: cytosol; ribonucleoprotein complex; nucleus. NCBI's taxonomy places the organism in Eukaryota, Metazoa, Arthropoda, Insecta, Lepidoptera, Tortricidae. The record is from RefSeq and is a predicted model, not a curated record. The transcript is spliced from 10 exons. Bases 430 to 1785 code for a protein of 451 amino acids.
UCUUCCAUUAUUGUCAUUCAUCGGAGGAAGUGGGCGGCGAGGGGCGGCGCGGGUGCCGCCGGCGCCCCCCGCGCGACUCUCAGUCGCUCGCCGACACUCUCGUCGUUAACACGCGAGAGACGCGAUGCACGUCGCCUACGCUUGACUCAUUCAGUCGUUCGCGUUCCGUGUGUGAGUGCCCUCCGUGAUCCGAAGCCGGAGCUUCCGAGCCGCGUGUGCAGCCUCCAGCUAGUGCUUGCGGUCGGGCCGAGUGCCCGCCAGGAGCCAGCGAUUGUGGUGCCAGUGUCUCGCGCGCCGGAGCCGACGGCUCAGCUGACCGCCGCGGUACAUCGCGAGCGCACGAGCACCGGCGGUUGUCGUUCAGCUCACGGCGCAGGCGGCGCAGUGACGGUCGCGAGCGCAGGCGCGGCGGGCUCGUGCGCGGCGCGCAUGGCGAGCGCGGGCGCGCAGUACCGCGGGGCGCAGCAGUGGGCCGCCGCGUACCCGCAGCCCUGCCGGUACCCGCCGCCACAGCCGCAGCCCUACGCACAGCAGCAGCCUUAUACGCCGCACCAGUACACGGGUGCGUCGAUAGGCGGCGGGUGCGCGACGGGCGCGCGGGUUCCGACGGCGUCGUCGCCGGCCAACACGGCGUCCUCGUCCUCCUCGAACACGGGGUCGGCGGGCGGCACGCGCUCCACCAGCCUGAGCACGGCGCCGCCGCCGCCGGCGUCGUCGGCCUCCACCACCGGCGCCGCUGGCGAGCAGCUCAGCCGCACCAACCUCUAUAUACGCGGCCUCAGCCAGAACACCACCGAUAAGGACCUAGUCCAAAUGUGCCAGAUGUAUGGUAACAUAAUCUCGACUAAAGCAAUAUUGGAUAAAAAUACGAAUAAAUGUAAAGGUUACGGUUUUGUAGAUUUUGAGACAAUCGCGUCAGCGGAGGCAGCUGUAAAAGGAUUACAAGCCAAAGGUGUUCAGGCCCAGAUGGCUAAAGUGGGUAUCUGGUUCCUGCGUAGACUGAACCGUCAACAAGAGCAAGACCCCACGAACCUGUAUAUGGCGAACUUGCCACCGCACUUCAAGGAGAACGACGUGGACCAGCUGCUGGCCAAGUUCGGGCAGGUGGUGUCUACGAGGAUCCUGCGCGACACGCAUGGGCACAGCAAAGGUGUCGGCUUCGCGCGCAUGGAGUCUAGAGAGAAGUGCGAGCAGAUCAUACAGAUGUUCAACGGCAACCCGAUCCCCGGAGCCAAGGAGCCGCUCCUGGUGAAGUUCGCAGACGGCGGCAACAAGAAGAAGGCGCUCUACAACAAGCAGGACGGCAACAACGGCCGCGCGUGGCGGGACAACAACGACUCCCUCACUCAGUACUUACAGGCGAUGGGGGUCGGCGGCGUGUACGCGGGCAACGUGAGCGCGGGCGCGGGCGGGGAGUGCGGGGUGUACCGCGGCGGCAGCGUGUACGGGGUGGCGGCGUUCCACCCGCACCAGCUGCACCACCACCACCACGCCACGCCCGCCACCUGGCUGGCGCCGUACGCCGCGCUGCUGCCGCCCCAGCACCCGCCGCACCACGCCGCGCACCCCGCGCAUCCCACGCACAUACCCAUCGACUCUGUGCCUAGCCAAUACGUAAACUGGGACAGCUUAAGGCCGGAUAAUGAAUUAUACUACUUCGCGUCGCACCCGUACCAGUACUUCGCGGGCCCCACGCCGCCCAUUAUCCAGAUGCCGAUGGAAAGCGAGCACGCGUCGACAGCGGCGUCUCCGGACGAGGCCUACCAGCCGUACCCGCCCAAGUAGACCCCACAUGCUGACAAUCCGUGCUGUACACGAGCCAAAAAUCAAAGCAACUGUGACUUUUUACAAUGUUAAUUUGUUUUAGUUUUAAUUUGCGGCCGUUAUAGACUUCAUCGAAAGCUCCGCUCGCGCGACUCGCGUCGCCGGCGCUUUGUCUAGUUGUUAAGCCCGACUUGUACUCGGGAGUCGGUCUCUCGUAUUUAUUUGGUGGCGGCGCCCGGCCCGGCAUCCUCUCGGCUUCGUGCUAUCGUUCGAUUCGCUGUGAUGUUUUGAUGAGGUCUUUUGACGGCUCGACGAGAGGAUUUGAUGUAUAGAUAUAGCUGCAAUUUUUAAAUGUGUUUUUACAUUAUAAUUUUAUUAUUGUUUUAUGAAAUUUCAAAUUUAAGAUUUUAGGCGGAGGUUUUGAACAUGUUGACAAGAUUAUUUAAGAUAGUUAGGUAUUUAUUUUAGCAUAGUAUAUAUAAUUUCAUGAACUUUUAAAUUUAGACAUGUCCUCUGGGCGGGCAUUAUUCACAAUCAUAAUUUUUAACGCAGUGUCAUAUUUGAAUUUGUAAGAUAGCCGGACUGUUUGUAAAUCGGAUGUAAAUCAGAAUCACAAGAAACCGUGCAAUCCGUAUAUGACGAGUCUUGUAACUGCGAGGAGGUAUUAUUUGUUUGCGAUUAGCGGAUAGUUUAUGUAACCGUUAACAUCGGAGCAGU